Messenger RNA from Quercus lobata, 709 nucleotides. RefSeq lists its product as uncharacterized. Bases 151 to 522 code for a protein of 123 amino acids. Lineage: Eukaryota; Viridiplantae; Streptophyta; Magnoliopsida; Fagales; Fagaceae. Gene Ontology annotation, molecular function: proton transmembrane transporter activity. The transcript has 3 exons. Gene Ontology annotation, biological process: proton motive force-driven ATP synthesis. The record is from RefSeq and is a predicted model, not a curated record.
GAGAAAAACAAAAUCCCCAAAAAACCUGGCGAAGCGGAACUUCACUACUGAGAAUUAGACUAUACUCUCUAUACAGCUUAAAACUCUUCUCUCUCUCUUUCUCUGAAAACGACGAACAAAGUUGUAGGAAAUUUUUAGUUUGGGGAGUUGAUGGCAUCCAAGCUGGUUCAAUUGCAAUCCAAGGCUGCUCAGGCUUCACAGUUUGUGACCAAGCACGGAUGUGCAUACUACAAGCAGCUAUUGGAGCGAAACAAGCAGUACAUUCAAGAACCACCCACUGUUGAGAAAUGCAACCUUUUGUCAAAACAAUUGUUUUCUACUCGCCUUGCCAGUCUUCCUGGGCGCCAAGAAGCAUUCUGGAAGGAGCUUGAUUCUGUCAAGCAGCUGUGGAAGAAUAAGCACGAGCUUAAGGUUGAGGAUGCUGGCAUUGCUGCUUUGUUUGGGCUAGAAUGCUUUGCCUGGUUCUGUGCUGGUGAGAUUGUAGGUCGAGGAUUUACAAUCACAGGCUACCAUGUUAAGUGACGCAUCAGGACAAACUGCCUCUGAAGUUGAAUUGAUUGAGCUUCUCAUCAUUUAGUCUUUUUGUUUUAAUAACUAUCCUCUUCUGUCAAGUGACUACAACAUACAUGUUACAGUGUUAUCCUGCGAGAAUAUGAAACUGUAACAAAUUCAUUAGCCUCAAUAAUCUUCCAAUUUGCAUUUCCAUCUA